This is a messenger RNA of Pseudocercospora fijiensis CIRAD86, 411 nucleotides long. RefSeq lists its product as uncharacterized. The record is from RefSeq and is a predicted model, not a curated record. Bases 1 to 411 code for a protein of 136 amino acids. The transcript has a single exon. NCBI's taxonomy places the organism in Eukaryota, Fungi, Ascomycota, Dothideomycetes, Mycosphaerellales, Mycosphaerellaceae.
AUGCAUCUGACGAAGACCUUCCCCCCAUUCUUGCAGAAGCAGGCGCCGAAGGAGACGUCACUGGUCUAUGUGACUUCUGGCCUGGCGCUCGUGCCGAUUGUCUAUUGUCCGAACUACUGCGCGAGCAAAGCUGCGCUUCACCACGUGUGUCUGGCAGUGAUGAAGGAGGCCAAAUUUAACGUCAAGAUCAUCGAACUCUUGCCACGGACCGUUCUGACCGAGCUGUGUGACGACAAACGCCAACUGGAGUUGAAGACCAAAGGCGGACGACUGGGGAUGCGCUUAAUCGACUUGGUUGAGGAGGCGUGGGAGGGACUGAACUCGAGCGAGAACGAGCAGGUACGGGUUGGCAAAGUGCCGGGUAUGGGGUUGUACGCGUUCAAUGGGAAUAGGAACGGCAGUAGACGGUAA